Messenger RNA from Aspergillus calidoustus, 348 nucleotides. The record is from the annotation of a GenBank genome assembly. Lineage: Eukaryota; Fungi; Ascomycota; Eurotiomycetes; Eurotiales; Aspergillaceae.
AUGAUGUUGGAGCUCGUUAACGACACCGAGUACAUUGACACAGAACUGUACAACGUCGUUGGCACUAUCAAGGGAGAGUCAUCCGAAUGCGUGAAAGACUCUCACAGCCGGUUGGAAACCCCUCUGAACCAUCAAAGAAUACGGACUCCUCAAUCCACAGCGUGGGCAACCCGAAAUUUCGACUACUCGAAAAAGAAUUGCAUUGCAUACAUAAAUGUCGAUGAAUCUACCAGCGACGGAGAUAGACAAGACCCAGUCGGAAGCCCACUGCUCGCCGAGACGCUCUACGAAGCCGCAAAACUCGUUCCCUCUCCACUGAAUGAGGAAGUAGAGGUUGAGGACGGGUAG